This is a messenger RNA of Oncorhynchus gorbuscha (pink salmon), 557 nucleotides long. RefSeq names its product catenin alpha-1-like. Gene Ontology annotation, cellular component: catenin complex; adherens junction. Gene Ontology annotation, biological process: cell-cell adhesion; cell migration. The annotation marks the transcript as partial. The transcript is spliced from 3 exons. The record is from RefSeq and is a predicted model, not a curated record. Gene Ontology annotation, molecular function: cadherin binding; beta-catenin binding; actin filament binding. Lineage: Eukaryota; Metazoa; Chordata; Actinopteri; Salmoniformes; Salmonidae.
UGGUGUGAAUGCUCUUUAACAGGUGAUUAACGCGGCUCUGGCUCUAGCUGCCAAGCCCAACAGUAAGGUUGCCCAGGACAACAUGGACCUCUUCAAAGAGUCCUGGGAGAAGCAGGUCCGCGUUCUCACUGACGCCGUCGAUGACAUCACCAGCAUCGACGACUUCCUCUGUGUGUCCGAGAACCACAUUCUGGAGGACGUGAACAAGUGUGUGAUAGCGCUGCAGGAGAAGGAUGUGGACGGGUUGGACCGCACGGCCGGCGCCAUCCGUGGCCGCGCCGCCAGAGUGGUCCAUGUGGUCACGUGUGAGAUGGACAACUAUGAACCUGGAGUCUAUACAGAGAAGGUUCUGGAGGCCACCAAGCUGCUCACCAACACAGUCAUGCCCAGGUUCACAGAGCAGGUGGAGGCAGCGGUCGAGGCUCUGAGUGCCAACCCCACACUCCCCGUGGACGAGAACGAGUUCAUCGAUGCCUCCCGUCUGGUCUACGAUGGAGUCCGCGACAUCCGCAAGGCCGUGCUGAUGAUCCGGGUGAGUGUACACGCUAGACAACCAC